CUCCUUCAUUUCGAUCUCGUUCCAUUGCGUGCUGGAGCCCUCCCGUUGGCCGGUGGUGCCGUCCAUGUCUCCUCCUACUGCACACUGAUUGAGCUCACCACUCUCCCUCUAUCUCUCUCCUACUGUUAGGGUUUGCCAUGGUCAUCACCUUUCCCGAGUCACCUUUUACUCUCUCUGAUGACGCAUGACAUCCAUCCCCACUAGCUCUAGCUGCCUCAUCAGCACCCUCUCUCUAUCUCUCUCUACUUCUGUCUCCUGCACUGUUCUUAGGUAGCUCCAGCUCGUCCUCUCUUAGCAGCUAAGGAAUGCCACAUAAAUUAUAAAAGACACCACUUGAGGUCCAAGGGCAGGGGAAAAGAAAAGCUGUGGUUUCCGAUCCCUCUCCUCUCACACUCGCUUCUUCUUCUUCUGAAACCCCUCCCGCAUAGAUCUUUUCUUCUUCUGAAACUAGUCACGUAAAGUAGUAGUCGGAAAGAGGAAGGAGAGAAGACGAAGAAGCUUGUUCAUCUCACUGCGUCAUGGUUUUCUCCUCGAUCCCAAUCUUCCUAGAUCCUCCGAAUUGGGGCCAGAUGCAGAUACAGCAGCAGCCACUUCAGUGUCUCCUUAGCGGAGGCGGCGGGAGCGACCACCACCACCUAAUGCCUCCGCCGUCCGGCCUGGUGCCGCUGCCCGGCGGCCUUGUUGACACGGCGGCAAGCGCUCCGUCGGGCGGUGGCUCGUCCACCUCGCUGCAGGCCGCGGCGGCGCAGCCGCGCCCGGUCGUGUCGAUGUCGGAGCGCGCUCGGCUGGCCCGCGUGCCGCUCCCGGAGCCCGGCACGCUCCGGUGCCCGCGCUGCGACUCCGCCAACACCAAGUUCUGCUACUUCAACAACUACUCGCUCUCGCAGCCGCGCCACUUCUGCAAGGCGUGCCGCCGCUACUGGACGCGCGGCGGCGCGCUCCGCAACGUGCCCGUCGGCGGCGGGUGCCGCCGCAACACCAAGCGCUCCAGCAAGAAGUCGUCCCGCAGCGGCCAGGGCGGCUCGGGCUCGGGCGCCACCGCAGCCACUUCGUCGUCCUCCACCACCUCCACCUCCACCACGGCCACCACCACCACCACGAGCGCGGCCGUCGCGGCGGCCGAGGCAAUCGCGAGCAUGCAGGCCCAGCUGCCCCACCUCGGCCUCCCGCCAGCCGCGGCCGCCGCCGCGCUGGAGGCGUCGCUGGAGGGCUACCACCACUACCUGCAGCUCCAGAUGCAGCCGCAGUUCCUUCAGCAAGGACUGCACGGGUACCAUUUCGCCGACGGCGACGGUAGCGCUCUCGCCGACGGGUUCCCGAGGGGCGUCGCGUCGGGGCUGCUUGCGCAGCUUGCCGCGGUCAAAAUGGAAGAGCACGGCAGCGGCGCCAGCGGUGGUGUCGUCGCAGCACACGAGCCGUCGUACUGGCCCGGGAGCGGCGGCGGCGGCGGCAGCGGGUGGCCGACGGAGUUCCUGUCGGGGUUCAGCUCGUCGUCGUCGGGGAAUGUGCUGUGAGUUGCUUGCAUGGGACCGUCCAGGCCGGAUGCAUGGGCCAUGCAUUCAUGGAUGCUGCUGAUGCUGAACUAGGCCACCCUGAAUGGAUUAGUUUUAGGGUUUAUGUGGUUUGGAGACUUGAUCGGAGUUGUGUUCUUCAAUUAGGCUGGUGAUCAGUGUUGGGGUUUUACAUGUUUUUUUUCUUUCUUUUUCUGAGUUUUUAAGCUGGUUAAUGCCGUGUAGUUGGUAGUUGCAUGUUAACUCAUGGAGGGUGAUAUGUGUCAAGUUACUUAACUAUACUAUGUUUAAUUACAUGAGAACUUGGUCAUAGUUGUACUGGUUCAAAAUUUCAUAUAUAUGUGUGUGGAUGUUUUCU
Molecule: messenger RNA, 1869 nt
Organism: Phragmites australis (common reed)
Lineage: Eukaryota; Viridiplantae; Streptophyta; Magnoliopsida; Poales; Poaceae
Product: dof zinc finger protein DOF2.2-like
Exons: 2
Coding region: 519-1514 (331 amino acids)
Biological process (GO): regulation of DNA-templated transcription
Molecular function (GO): DNA binding; DNA-binding transcription factor activity
Source: RefSeq, a predicted model, not a curated record